GUUCUCUGCAGGGAGAAGCUCUGUUGUGCCUUCAUUACCAAUAGCUGUGCAAUGUGUGCUUCGAGUGAAAUGCGGUUUUCUGUCAGUCUGCAUUUUCUCACUUGAACAAGGUAUCCCUAAUGAAAACGGCCUUCUCCUGGGGUCCCUAGGAAACGUCCCUGCUUCUAAAUGACAGGAGCCUUUGGAGCAGCCCCAGCUCAUUGACACGCAGUAUAACUCAGGUCCCGAACUUGGCUCUGACCCGGCUCAGUGGUUCUGCUGUCACUGAUAGAGCCACAUCCAGAAGUAAAAGAACCCUACAGCGACUUCUAUCCUUGACAGCUGCAACAACACACAGGUUCACCAGAGGGAGUCUGAAUGUUUUGUGCACAAAGUCCAUCUCACAAACCACCUCCUGCCCCACAGUAAGCCGCCUGGAUUUCACCUGGAAGAGUAACCGCUUACCAGCACCUUCUAUACUAUUCAGAGCUCCAUGCGCUUACAUUUCCAUUACAGGCUUUUAAAAUGAAAUUUGAUAAUUAAAACUCAAUUUUAAGGCUUAAAUACUCCACUAAGAGGUUAGGGAAACCUGUAAGGGUAUCCUCAAGAAGAUGUUAAUGUAUUGCCUACAGCGUUGACACAGAUACUUACCACUCUCACUUGCCUGAAACAUGCUUCCAUUAAAAGUGCCCAGCUCUCUAAGGUGCAGAGCAAAGAUCAGCCUUGUAGGAGAAGCAGUGUAUCUCUUUGGGGGUAUACAAGCAGCUUCUGUGAUAAGUUCAUGUCACACCUCAACGUGAGAAAUAAUUUGAUUGGCCAAUAAGGACUUAGGGGAAAUCUUGGUACAGCUACAAUUAACAGCUCACCAACCUGCAGCCUGGAUGGGGUCUGCUCCGUUGCAUCCUUAUGGUGUUCUGAGGAGGAUUUGGGAAUCUCCAUGACGAGGUGACCUUCAAUUAAAAAAAAAAAAAGAGCAAUAAAUGACAUCAAGCAUCCACAGCUGUUCUGGGAGAACUCACACCCCCGGUCCCAGGAAGGAGGAGGGCAGAGGGGCUGCCCUGCAGCAAUCCAGGACAGCAGAUGAGGCAGUGGUUUGCAAACAAGCAGGCGUGGGGUCCUGCUGCCUAUUUGACUUGCCCACUGAACGUCGAGUUACGCAUUUAAUGCAGUUUGCUAAACAAAUUCCUCUGUAUUAUUUCCGUCUCUCUGGGUUCUAUUUAAACUGAUUUCCCAGAAACUGUUGAGACUGCAUCCCCGGCCCCCAUUUGCUCUCCUGCAUUUUAAUGCUUUCAUGAAGUAUUUUCCCCUCCAAACAGGGAGAUUAUGAUCCCCUGGGUGCUGCUGUGUAUGAGCUUCGGUUGCGCAGCAGCCCUGAAGCCCAGCUGCCUCUCGGCUCAGUUUAGGAGGCCUGGUGACUACAUCAUUGGAGGCCUGUUCCCUUUUGGGAUGGACACCAUCAACCUGACAGCACGAUCAGAGCCCACCUUAAUCGUGUGUGAAAGGUUAUUUGUAGAUGGGCUGAUAUGGGCCCUUGGGAUGAAGUUUGCUAUUGACGAGAUCAACAACUCCACGUCACUCCUGCCAGGAGUGGAGCUGGGCUAUGACAUCUAUGACACCUGCUUUGAGCCACUGGCAGCCCUACAGCCCAGCUUGCUGUUUGUGACCCAAAAUGGCACCACAGGCAUUGGCAUAGCGUGCAACUACACUGACUACCAGCCUCGCGUCACCGCUGUGAUUGGACCACAUAAGUCAGAUCUCUGCCUGCUGACAGCCAAACUAUUCAGCUUCUUCCUGAUUCCACAGGUCAGCUAUGGGGCCAGCAGCGAGAAGCUCAGCAACAAGGAGCUGUAUCCAUCCUUUUACCGAACUGUUCCCAGUGACAAGAACUUGGUGGAAGCUGUGGUCCUUCUGCUGGACGAGUUCGGAUGGAACUGGAUCGCCACCAUUGGAAGCGAUGAUGAAUAUGGCCGAGGAGCCCAGGAGCUGUUCUUAAGCACCAUUGGAAAUAGCAGCAUCUGCAUUGCUUAUGAGGGCCUAAUUCCUUCAGACCUCACAGACCCCAGGGCUGAGAAACAACUGGAAGAGACCAUUCAGUACAUCAACAAGACCAAUGUCAACAUUAUUGUCCUUUUUGCCUUUCGACAGCCAGCCCAGGCCCUGCUGAAGCAGAGCAUCAAGAUGAGACUAAGCAAGAAGGUCUGGAUUGGCACUGAAGCUUGGCUGUUGUCUGACAUAGCUGCCUCCAUCCCAAACAUUCAGAACAUUGGGACGGUCUUAGGCUUCAUUAUGAAAGCAAGCACAGUCCCUGGCUUCCAGAAAUACGUUGCCAACCUUCUCAGCUCUGUUCAGCAGGAUGAAUUUUGCCAGAAGUCCAGAGGAUUCUACCGCCAUGUAAGCUCUGACACACUGGGCACACAAUGCCAACAGUGCGACCACAUCUCCCUGAAUGACAUCUCCUCCACCUUAAGCCACUCCCAAAUACAACCGGUGUACAUCGCAGUCUACAGCGUGGCUUACGCGCUGCACAGAGCUCUGGGGUGCACCCACCAAGGGUGUCCCAGAGCAUCCAUCAGAUCUUGGCAGCUGCUGCACUUCAUGAACACCGUCCCAUUCACGGUGAAUGGCCAAAGUUUCAGGUUUGAUGAAUCCCAUGGCACAAACUCUGGCUACAAACUUAUAUUCUGGCACUGGGAAAAUGGCAGCCUCACACAUCUGCCUGUGGGAGACUACCAAGAGUCCUUGUACCUCAACAAGUCCCUGAUUCAAUUUCACACUACAGAUCAAAAGGAGCCCACAUCAGAAUGCUUCAGAGAGUGUGAACCAGGGCAAAUCAGACAGAUCAAAGGAUUCCACCUCUGCUGCUAUGACUGCACAGACUGCCCAGAAAACACCUUCUGCAGUUCUAAAGACAGCUCCACCUGUACUCCCUGCCUGGAGCACCAGUGGUCCCCUGCCCGGAGCACGCAGUGCUACGACCGCAGUGAGAGAUACCUCCGUUGGAACGAGCCGCUCACGGCCGGCUUGCUGAUAUCCAUGUCCAUCAUCAUAUCCCUCAUCUGUCUGACAGCGGUGCUCUUCGUUAAGAACCUCAACACCCCCCUUGUGCAGGCUGCUGGGGGCAACCUGAACCUCUUUGCCUUGUUUGCACUCACGCUGAUGUGCCUCAGCUCCUGUCUCUUCAUAGGGAAGCCCACUAACAACCUCUGCAUGAUGCAGCAGAUUGUCUGUGCCCUGUGCCUCAAUGCCUGCUUCUCCACUUUCUUCAUCAAGUCCCUGGAGAUCGUCCUGCUCACAGAGUUCCCCCGCUGUGCCCGCACUGCCCUGCGUUGGGUGACACCGAGCAGGUCCUGGCUCCUUGUAGCCCUGUGCCUCCUCACCGAGUGCCUCUUCUGCUUCUGCUACCUGCACCUGGGCCCUGACUACGUGCUGCCUGACUACAGCUCGCUGCCCACGGAGGUUCUGCUCAUGUGUAGCACCGCAUCCUGGCCUGCCUUUGCCUUGAUGCAUGGCUACAACGGGUGCUUGGCCUUCGUCUGCUUCCUGUGCACGUUCAUGGUACAGAGCUCUGGGAAGAAGUACAACAUGGCCAGGGGGAUCACGUUCACCAUCCUCAUCUAUUUCAUCAUCUGGAUCUUCUUCAUUACCGUCUUCGCCACUCUGAGGACAGUCCUCAUGUCUGUGAUUCAGAUCAGUACCAUUCUGAUGGUCAGUUUGGGUAUUGUGGGGACGUACUACAUCCCCAAAUGCUACAUCCUCUUGCUGAAGCCCGAUUUGAACAGAGAGGAUUAUUUCCAGUACUCCACCAAAGAGGAGCCGGAGGGAGACCCUCAAUAAACAGGCAACAAACCAGAUCCAUUGUAGCCUCAUUAGAAGUUGGCUGUAUUUUAGCAAGAUGUCUCUGUUCAGUAUGACUCUAUAAGCUAUGGUGCAGACUCAAUUACCAAUUCAAUGUAACUGGUGUGAAAACCUUCCAAAGCCAAUGUUUAAAUUUGUGUUUUACAUGGGAAAAAAAAAAUAUUCUUGAUUUUGACACAAAACUACAGAAACCAUUGUGAGGUAUAAGGGCAGCUGUACGUGUGACAUGAGAAGCGUACGACCCAUUCAAAUAUCAACUCACUCCUUUGUAUUUCAUUAACAUGCGUGGGCAAAGAGCAUGGAAAUGAGGACCAGGCACACAGAAAUGAAGUGCAAAUCACACAAUCACAACUGCUGCCAGAAGUCCCUCCUAUCUCAAAUCACAUGCAAAGAUCAAUGGGGAGGAACACCUCUUACCCAGAGGGACAUUCUGCCAAGGGGACAGAAUGAAUCAAACACUGUAAGUACCAGGAAACAUCCUUAGCCUCUGCAGCACAUCUGUUGUUCACUGUACAGGAGAAUUCUCAGCUCCAAGAAGGGCAGUGCUUUGCUCCAUUCAAUAUCGAAGUUACAAAGUAGGUACCAGUGAUAGUUUCAGAAGGCAUAACAGAUACUCAUAAAGGAAAAACACAGACUAACCCUAACAAAAGCUGCUUGCUAACCAUCCCCAGUCAAUAGCUAGCUAAUAUUAUGAAUGUUAUACAUCAGUUACUGAAUAAGUGAUCAUCUUUGAAAGUGCUGAGUGUGGGUUUCAAUGGAAAAAGGUAUGAGCGUAGCCCUCUGUAAACCCCACAAGCUCUUUGCCACAAGGCAGGAUUGCAUAUUACUGCAUACCAACUCUCCCAAACCUAUUUUUCUGCGUGUCAAAGACACCUCUAAUUGCCAGCCUACCUGCUUACAACACCCCAACGACAACAAAACUCUCACCUGAAGCCUGGAAGCCCUCGUGGCUGGAAAUGGCAGCAAGCCUUUGUAAGCACUCUGUGGGACCCAAAGGUCUAGGAAGUAUUCCUUACUGCAGCGCUGUGACUUCGUAGCAGAACAGCAGAAAGGAAGAAGUACCUGAUUGUGUUGCUUGGCCCCUUCCAGCCACCUGCAGACAAUUCAAACUAGCUCACAGCUGGAACCCAUCAGGCCCCCUGCACUAACAGGCUGCACAGUCCACAUUUUUUACCAUUUUCACUUGACUAAAACUGGCUACACCAUUUUUUGCCCUGUAUAAUCUAACAUGGUUUGAAAAGGCACAUAUAGGCAACUCUGCAGGACUGUCUCACAGGCUCUUACGUACCUCUGCUGUAGAACUGCGCCAUUUGUAAUGGGUGCUCCCACAAUAACUGCUGCUUUGCCUUUUCCCCUUUCUGCUGGAUCUCUACCAGCUGGAAAAUCUGCCUCCUGAAGCUGUGGUUGCUGCUUGUAGGUGAACCACUGAGCUUGCCUCUGCUGCAGUUUGCAUGCAGCAUCUGGAAGAAAGGGAAUAUUCAUGUGAACCAGCUGGAUGCAUGGACAGGUUCUACCAGCAGAUCCAUCUCUGGUAGAACCUGUCUCUUGCUCCAUCCCAUGUCUUCACAACAGGAUGCUUUUACCUCCUCAGCCUUUCCUUUAUACUUACACCUGCCAAACCAUGCGAGGGGAAAGCCUGGUAAUUAAGAGGUAGGGGAAUUUACAGAGCUAUUACUGUUUUUGCACCAAUGUAUUCAUCACUAGCUGAAAGCUGCAGCCCUUCUGAUGAGUGUCAGGGCCUCCUUUUUCCAAUCAGAUGUCAUUAACCUGCACAGUGUUUCAGCCACCCAUGACUCAGUUCAGCUGUGAACACUUACAGGGCUCCCAUCUCACUCGGAGCUGUGAUCAUUUACAAGCACCAUUAAAACAGAGCUCCUGGCUGCCUACCAUCAGCUCCUGAACGUUUCUUUGUCUGCAGAGAGGGCAGGGAGAAAUAAAAAUUGCUAAAUAAAGAGGAUGAGGUUC
Gallus gallus (chicken) is the source of this 5799-nucleotide messenger RNA. It is a transcript of the gene TAS1R3, whose product is annotated as taste 1 receptor member 3. The record is from RefSeq and is a predicted model, not a curated record. Gene Ontology annotation, cellular component: membrane. The coding region runs from base 1303 to 3813 and encodes 836 amino acids. The transcript is spliced from 6 exons. Lineage: Eukaryota; Metazoa; Chordata; Aves; Galliformes; Phasianidae. Gene Ontology annotation, molecular function: sweet taste receptor activity; G protein-coupled receptor activity. Gene Ontology annotation, biological process: G protein-coupled receptor signaling pathway; sensory perception of umami taste; sensory perception of sweet taste.